CACAGCCAGAUCUGGAGUUUACAUCCACCMACAAACACACAGAGCCCCACAGUCGGUGUUUCUCUCUUCGUCACUCAGUGUGUCUCAACUCCACAGAGCAGUUCUGUCUUCGACAGCAACGGACACAGAACAAAAACUCAUCCUUUCUUCAUCCAGUAACUCAAAUUGGACUGUUGUCGCAAARAUGGAAAACAAGUCCGAUGUUAGGGCAAUGAGGGCCCGCUUCCAAACAGGUGGAUCAUGCACAGAUGAGAGCUCCUCUCCACCAGUUGGACGCAUUAAAUCGCCCCUGCAGCCCACCCUCUCUGGUCCAGCGGCUCACAAAAAGCCUGUCUUGGAGAGCCUAUCGGCCAGUGGCAUAAACGUAAAGCCAUCAACUCUGAAAAGCACACCGUCCAGUAAAAGUGACUCAGACGCACCAGAAGCAAACAAAAUCAAAGCCAUGGCUAACCGGUUUGCUCAAGCUCAGGACGACAGCACCAACAAACCUUCGGUUGUUAACAAAGUGCCGACGACGCUGAAAUCACAUUUUCCUCCACCUGUUGAAGCUAAAGGUCCUGGUCAUCCAUCUCCUCUGAACAAACCCGCAAUCAGCUCCACUCCGUCUGAUCCCAAACCUGUGUUUCCAAAACCCCCUGGUUCACUUAACUCGAAGCCUAACUGGAUGAAAGAAGAYAGCGGUGGGGGCACAGCAGUGAACKCAACCCCGACGCCCCACAAAAUGCCUGCCCCGCAACAAAAGCCGAUCAGCGGCGUUCGAAAAAUGUGGCAGCAGAGUGACGAGCAGGCAGAGGCGAACACAGACACUGUGAACAAACCUUCACCUCAAGUCACUCCUGCUUUUAAGCCCCCCACCAACUUCAGGACUGCUCAGAAUAUGUUCAACAAGGAGAAAGACACGUCUGAGCAGAAAGAGAGCGGUCCGGUCAGCAAGUCACCCUUCACAGCUUCUAACGCCGCUCCACCGCCAAAACCGCCUGCCAGUAAAAAGCCCAGCAUUAAAAACCCAGCGAGGUCUGCUCAUAAGGCUGUCAAUGGCGAUGUAGCCGGAGGCCCAAAGCGAAACCCUCUGCCCAACAGUUUAGCUUUGGGGCCUCCUCCUGCUAAACCCAACAGACCCCCCAAAGUAGACCUGGCAAACUUUAAAAGAGGUGCAGAGCCCCCUGAGAAUGGCACCAGGAAGAGGUUUACGAUGAUGUUGAUGGACCGGCUCCUCCUCCUCUGCCCUCAGCUCACCCAAGUCAGAAACCUCCAAAGGAUGAAAUCGAUGACGACGAGGAAGGAGACAUGUACGAGGAUCUAGAUGAGCGAUGGGAAAAGAAUGACGAAGCUGAGAAAAGCCAAGAAAAGAAGAAAGACGACAAAGAGGAGAAAAAGCGACAGGAAGCUGCGAAGAAAGAGCAGAAAGAACGAGAGAAGAAGGAACAAGACGCCAGGAAGAAGUUCAAACUGUCCGGACCUCUGGUGGUCAUUCAGAAAGGAAAGGCUCUCUCAGACWACAAAGGAGGGAAAUCUGAUCUGGCUGUAAAGCAGGGAGAUCAGCUGGAUAUAAUCCGUGUUCAGGGGAAUCCAGAGGGGAGAUGGUUGGCGAGAUCCCAAGAUGGAUCAAUUGGAUAUGUUAAAACAACCUCAGUGGAAAUCGAUUUCAACUCCCUGAAGAACCAAUCAGCUCAGCAGGCGUACGAUCCGGAGGUUUAUGACGACAUCGAUGUGGUCUCAUCUGACAACAGUGGGACCAAAGGGCCAUCAGUUGUCCUUCCCCCACUCCCAGGAGAAGAUGGGGAAAUAUAUGAUGAUGUGGACAAUCCAAAUCUGGAUGUCAGUUCCAGUGAGUCCAAGUCCUUGCUUGUGAGGCCCCAAAGCUUCCUGCGGAUGUUCGACCGAAACAGACUUUUUACCAGCUCUAAAGAAGUUCCUCCACCCAGCCAGUUUACAGCAGAUGGGAAUUCAGACAAGCCAGGCGCAGCGAUUGAUGAAGAAAUAUAUGAUGAUGUUGACGGUCAAAAUGCACCUCCCCUUCCCCCACUUAGCAGCCUCCCAGGCAUGAAAGCCAAAAGCAAAGCAGAGGAAAUGGAUCUGAAGAAGCAGAAGAAGUUUGAGAAAGAGGAGAAGGACUUCAGGAAAAAGUUCAAGUAUGAAGGGGAGAUCCAUGUUCUGUACCAGGUGAACAUCAUUUCCAGUCUCAACAAUAAGAAGUGGAGCGGGAAGGAGCUGCCGGUUAAAGCUGGAGAGAAGCUUGACGUCAUUGUCAGAGCGCAGGAUAACAAACUGAUCUGUCGCAAUGAGGACGGCAAAUUUGGUUAUGUUUCAACCAGCCAUGUUGUUGAUGAUGGAGAAAUCUACGAUGACAUUGGAGGAGAUGACUGCAUCUAUGAUAACGACUGAGAAACAUCCUGCGGUGGCCUGACGACACUGAGAUCCUUUAUUUUUUACUCUGUUAUUUAUUAUGUUUGAUGGUAAACAUUAGGAACUGCUGUAAAUUAGCCUCAUAUCAGCCAUUCAACACUCCUAUAACUUAUCAAUUCGGAAUUGUUGGUGAAAAUAGUUCAACGUGAUCCACACAUGAAGAGAAAUGCUAACCUGAAGUCAUUUGAACAAUGAACUGUUUUUUUUUUUUUUUGUUUGUUUGUUUGUUUUGUUGUCUGGAGCUGAAAAGAAAAGAGAAGCUAUGGAAAAGCUCAUUUUUUAUCACUUUAUUUUAUGUAAAGAAAAAUUAGUUAUGGACAAACAGUAUUUCAUGUUUUCUUGUUUCUUUGUUUUUCUUCUUUAUGUAGGCUACUGUAGUGUCUUGUUGCUAAAUUUUUCCACUUUUAUAUCAAAAAGUUUGUUGACCUAUGUGUAUGAUCAACAGGUGAAAAGAAUAUGCGAAAAGUUUGAACUUGUAUUUCAACAAUUAAAGUUAAACAUGUUUCAUUAAAAA
This is a messenger RNA of Austrofundulus limnaeus, 2920 nucleotides long. It is a transcript of the gene fyb1b, whose product is annotated as FYN binding protein 1 b. NCBI's taxonomy places the organism in Eukaryota, Metazoa, Chordata, Actinopteri, Cyprinodontiformes, Rivulidae. Gene Ontology annotation, molecular function: protein binding. The record is from RefSeq and is a predicted model, not a curated record. Gene Ontology annotation, biological process: integrin-mediated signaling pathway; T cell receptor signaling pathway; protein localization to plasma membrane. Gene Ontology annotation, cellular component: plasma membrane.